Molecule: messenger RNA, 1058 nt
Organism: Ceratitis capitata (Mediterranean fruit fly)
Lineage: Eukaryota; Metazoa; Arthropoda; Insecta; Diptera; Tephritidae
Gene: Dpck
Product: dephospho-CoA kinase domain-containing protein
Exons: 3
Coding region: 96-788 (230 amino acids)
Biological process (GO): coenzyme A biosynthetic process
Molecular function (GO): ATP binding; dephospho-CoA kinase activity
Source: RefSeq, a predicted model, not a curated record
UUAACAGCUGAUUUAUAAUAAAUUUCUUACUGCAAGUGGAUAAUUUGACCGUACAAAUUGCUUAUGAAGUAAUAAAUUAAUUGAUUAAAUAAAAGAUGUUUAUUGUUGCUAUAACUGGUGGAAUUGCUACGGGCAAAAGCACAGUAAGUCAAGUAUUUCUUGAUCAUGGUAUACCAGUAGUGGAUGCUGACAAAAUCGCUAGAGAAAUUGUGCAACCUGGAACAACUUGCUGGCAUAAAAUACGACAAGUAUUUGGAGAUGAAAUUCUUUUACCAACUAAAGAAAUCAAUCGUGAGGCCUUGGGCAGGGCAAUUUUUAGUGAUAAACACUUGCGCGGAAAAUUGAAUCAAAUAACACAUCCGGUUAUACAUCGCACAAUUUUCUUGCAGGUUUUCAAGCAUUUUAUCAGGGGACGAUCCUGGAUAGUGCUUGAUUUACCCCUACUUUUCGAAACAGGCUUACUUAUGGAAUUUAUCUAUAAAAUAGUGACUGUUUCUUGCGACUCCGAUACUCAACUGAAGCGGCUUAUACAGAGAAACGAGUAUUCCGCAGAAGAUGCAAAAAAACGUAUUGACUCACAAAUGCCAUUGGAAAAGAAAUGUGAACAAUCUAACUUUGUAAUCGACAACUCCGGCAGUGUCGAAACAACGAAGGAAGCUGCUGUGCGUAUAAUUCAAUUAAUGAAUGAUUCCAACCAUCAUUGGCGUAAUCGUGUCACUCUCUUUGGUAUAGUUUUAGGACUUGGAUUGGUCUUAUAUUAUUUAAAUCGAAUUUUCAAUAUUGUCUAAUUAGUCCAGCCUCGCAAAUAGACUUCCACAUAACAUAUUUAAUUACCUAUCUUUGGUGUGUGUGUAUAAUCAUAUUACUUGAAUAUUCAAUUAAUGCAAUGGCUGUAGCUUAGACGCAGUAGAAUGUAGGUAUAUAGAUAAAUAAAUAUGGGGUUUACACUUUUAUUUAUAGCUUUAUUUAGUUGUCAUUGAAAAUAUUUUGCAAUUAUAAAGAUGAUUAUUAUGUUAAAAAUAAAUUAGGUUGCUUAAACAUUGCUAUACAAAUAUGAA